Messenger RNA from Macaca mulatta (Rhesus monkey), 5501 nucleotides. The record is from RefSeq and is a predicted model, not a curated record. NCBI's taxonomy places the organism in Eukaryota, Metazoa, Chordata, Mammalia, Primates, Cercopithecidae.
ACACCCCCGCCCCCACCCCUAGAGGAGCCAUCGAGGGUACAGUAUUGCAUCUACCCGGGUGCUUUUCUUGAGUAGGAGUCACCCGGGAAUUCCCUGAGCCGAGUUUCCCGCCCUGGACCCGGAACCACCCCCCACCCACCUCCACUCGAAUUACACUGACACACACCCCAUUCACACAGGCUACCUUCAGGUCAAGGGGGCCUGGGCUUGCCGUUGGACUAGGGCCCCAGCCCGUUUACUAAAGAGGGCUCCGAGUUGGGAGGGGGGCGUGUCCAGCAGAAGUUCCCUCUGAGCUAGUGUUGGGCGACGUGGGUUUGGUGAAGGUCCCGGGAAUGUAGCAAUAGCAACAAACAGUGCUGACCCCGUCACCAACUCACUGUAUGACCUUGAGCGACUCCUAAUCUCUGGACGUAAACUUUCUGGGUUUGUAGCAUGAAAGAACUGAUGUAAAUGAUCCUAUUUUUAAUUGAAAAAGCAGUGAUUUGGUAAAGUAGAUCUUUGUGAUUUGGAAGGGAGUGCUGCUGGAAGUUGCCUUUGAUACGAAGGCAGCUGCAUGCCUAUUUGCAUAAAUUUGGAAGGGCUCUGGCAGGAGAAUAAUGCCCUUUGACCUAAUCUUUCCUUUGUAAACAGGGUAGCUAAGAGGUAGCCAGGCAAGGUGUAUCACAAACGUAUCUACUGAUCGACUAUGGAAUUCUGAUUCCGAAUUUUUGAAAAUUGAGGACAGAUAUACUUAAUAGGAAUGAUCCAAGACCAAACCGAAAGGAAAACUUGGAGAAUAAAUCAGUUGAGUAAAAUUGAAGUGAAGUUAACCUACCUAGGAUGUGGUGACCUCUAGCCUUUGUUCGAUAAUCUGUAAUCUUUGCCUGCUUUGAUCAUCACAACUCUCUGCCAUAGUUGGUAUAGUCCCUGCAUUACGAUAUAAGAGACUGAGCCUUACAGCCUAGCACAGAGCCUUAGACACAAUAGGUUGUAUAAAGGUAUUUGAUGAGCUAAUUAGAAAUUUUCUCAGUUGCCCAUGUUCACACUGACUGUAGAAGUGGAGCCAGAACUUGAACUUGUCAUAUCACAGCUUUUCCAGAGUUCAUUUUAUUGUGGUUGAAGACCUAACUUUAAUCACUAGAGUUUAGGCCUAUAGGGAAGAUAAAAAAGAUGGAAAAUGAAGACAAAGCUUUGAAAGGGAAUAAUAGUUGAAAACAUGACAUGAAUAUAAUGAGAAAGAUGAGAAUUUUGCUAGAAAAGAUACAUAAAGAUACAAGAAAAUAAAGGGUUCAUUAUUAGUUGUCCUCACUUUUCCAACCAGUGUUAUAAGGGAAGUUGUGGACUUAAUUUCUUGGUUGCAUGAGGAACUGCUGUUAGUGGAUUCUUGAUAAAAUAGAGAAAUGGAAUGCUGUGAGGUGGGGCGAGAAUUAAAUAAGGAAUAGGAAAUAGAAAGUGAAAGAAAGCUGAUGAAAUCUUCCAGUGUCAGAAAUUGGGAAGUAGAAAAUGCCAUCUUUACAAAAAGUCAUAAUGAAGCAAUUAUGUUCAUUGAGAAGUCUUUGGAGGAUUGUCCUCUGGAUGAAGAUGAAGAUGCAUUUCAGGGACUGGGAGAAGAAGAUGAAGAGAUUGAUCAAUUCAAUGAUGAUACAUUUGGGUCAGGUGCAGUUGAUGAUGAUUGGCAGGAAGCACAUGAGCGCCUGGCUGAAUUGGAAGAAAAGCUACCAGUGGCAGUUAAUGAACAAACAGGCAAUGGAGAGAGAGAUGAAAUGGACUUGUUGGGUGACCAUGAGGAGAAUCUGGCAGAAAGGCUCAGUAAGAUGGUGAUUGAAAAUGAACUAGAAGAUCCAGCUAUCAUGAGGGCAGUGCAGACCAGGCCAGUUUUACAACCCCAACCAGGAAGCCUGAAUUCCAGUAUCUGGGAUGGAUCUGAAGUUCUGAGGCGAAUCCGAGGACCACUGCUUGCUCAGGAAAUGCCUACAGUGUCUGUAUUAGAAUAUGCCUUGCCUCAGAGGCCCCCCCAGGGUCCAGAAGAUGAUCGGGACCUUUCUGAACGUGCAUUACCAAGGCGGUCAACUUCACCUAUCAUUGGCAGUCCUCCUGUUAGAGCUGUCCCCAUAGGCACCCCACCUAAACAGAUGGCUGUACCCAGCUUCACCCAACAGAUUCUGUGUCCGAAGCCUGUCCAUGUUCGGCCCCCAAUGCCACCUCGUUAUCCUGCUCCCUAUGGUGAGAGGAUGUCUCCAAACCAGCUCUGCAGUGUCCCGAACUCUUCCCUCCUGGGUCACCCUUUUCCUCCUAGUGUUCCUCCUGUUCUCAGCCCCCUCCAGAGAGCACAGCUUCUUGGAGGAGCACAGCUACAGCCUGGACGGAUGUCUCCCAGCCAGUUUGCACGGGUGCCUGGAUUUGUUGGUAGUCCACUUGCUGCCAUGAAUCCCAAGUUGCUACAAGGGCGAGUUGGGCAGAUGCUUCCCCCAGCACCAGGCUUCCGUGCCUUCUUUAGUGCUCCACCCUCCGCUACACCACCUCCACAGCAGCACCCUCCUGGCCCAGGACCCCACCUGCAAAACCUAAGAUCUCAGGCCCCAGUGUUUAGACCGGACACAACUCACCUUCAUCCACAGCACCGUCGACUCUUGUAUCAGAGACAGCAACAGAAUAGAAAUCAGCAUCGGAAUCUCAAUGGUGCAGGAGAUAGAGGAAGUCACCGGAGCAGUCAUCAAGAUCAUCUCCGAAAGGAUCCAUAUGCCAAUCUCAUGUUGCAGCGGGAAAAGGAUUGGGUCUCCAAAAUCCAGAUGAUGCAACUUCAAAGCACUGAUCCCUACCUGGAUGAUUUUUAUUACCAGAAUUACUUUGAAAAACUGGAGAAACUGUCAGCUGCUGAAGAAAUACAAGGUGAUGGCCCUAAGAAGGAACGCACCAAGCUUAUCACCCCUCAGGUGGCCAAACUGGAGCACGCCUAUAAGCCAGUGCAAUUUGAGGGCUCUUUGGGAAAGCUUACUGUUUCUAGUGUGAAUAAUCCCCGAAAAAUGAUUGAUGCUGUUGUGACAUCUCGGAGUGAGGAUGAUGAGACAAAAGAAAAACAAGUUCGAGACAAGAGGAGAAAAACCCUUGUCAUAAUUGAGAAAACCUACAGCUUACUCCUUGAUGUGGAGGACUAUGAAAGACGUUAUCUCCUAUGUCUAGAAGAAGAGCGACCUGCCCUAAUGGAUGAGAGAAAGCACAAAAUUUGUAGCAUGUAUGACAACUUGAGGGGGAAAUUGCCUGGACAAGAGAGGCCUAGUGAUGACCACUUUGUACAGAUCAUGUGUAUCCGAAAAGGGAAGAGAAUGGUUGCCCGUAUUCUUCCUUUCCUCUCCACAGAGCAAGCAGCUGACAUUCUCAUGACAACAGCCAGGAACCUCCCUUUCCUUAUCAAGAAGGAUGCACAAGAUGAGGUGCUGCCAUGCUUACUGAGUCCCUUCUCUCUCCUCCUCUAUCAUCUUCCAUCAGUGACUAUCACCAGCCUUUUGCAACAGCUAAUGAACCUACCUCAAAGUGCAGCUACACCAGCACCCUCCAAUCCUCACCUCACUGCUGUGCUCCAGAACAAGUUUGGCCUGUCACUGCUCCUUAUCCUCCUGAGCCGUGGUGAAGACCUACAGAGUUCAGACCCUGCUACAGAAUCAACGCAAAAUAAUCAGUGGACAGAGGUGAUGUUCAUGGCAACACGAGAACUUCUACGAAUUCCCCAAGCAGCCCUGGCCAAGCCAAUCUCUAUACCUACAAACCUAGUGUCCCUCUUUUCUCGCUAUGUUGACCAGCAGAAACUGAACUUGCUGGAGACAAAACUGCAGCUAGUUCAGGGGAUACGAUAAAAGAUCUCCAAAUGUGUCCUGUACCUCCUUUUGGCUGUCACCUGCACUGCUGCCAUCACCAAUGGAGUGUUUUUAAUGAGGGAGGGAAGGUAGCUUUUUCCCCAAAGCAAAGUCUUGUGGGAUCGAUUCCUGUUUACAGGGGUUGUCUCUCUAAAUGUCAGAUAUUUCCCCCCUGCUCUAUGAAAUUUGGCUGGGUGAUACUUCUGCUGGUUUCUUCUUUACCUUCUAUGUUACAGUUCUGCAUGUCCUACUUUUACUCAGUUCUCAAUUUUGCAUUUUCUUUGCCCUAGAGACACAAGUGUAAUCUCUCCCUUUAUCCCACCACUACUCCAGCUCAGAGUAGAUUGUAGCCUGCCAAAGGAUUCCUUCCCUCAUCCUAUUGAAGUUGUUUUUUCAUUGCCCCAUAUUAAUAUGACUAUAGAAGAGCCAAUUAAGUAGAAAUCAAGAUAUACACACACACGUAGAUACACACACACACCCCAUAAAUGUAUUUAUGUGGUCUUCAGAGGGUCCUUAAAGAAUGAAUUUUAGAUUGAAAAAUAUUUAGUUGUCUCAUUACUUCCUCUAAACACAAACCAGCUGAUGUAUUUUAAUCUGUUUCUGUUCUAUCUUGUAAUUAAUUUGGUGGGUUCUACUUGUUUUAACAUAAAUAAAGAGUAUGUAGCACGUUUAAUAAAAUCAGAACUCUUAAUUGGCUUAUGCCCAAAUCUAGGCUGAGAAGUCCUUUUUCUUCUUCCCACCUUUAUUUCCUUAGUUUCUGUCCACCUUAAUGGAAAUAGCACAUGGUUAUGUCUUUUUCCUGCUACAACUACAGUGUACUUGAGCCUUUCCCUCAAGUGCAUUUGAAGUCACCCAGGAUGGUCCUCACUAGUAGCCUGCUUUGGCAGUGUGGCUUUUUGCACACUUGUCCUGUCUUCCAGAGACUACUUCAGUAAGCCAUGCUUCCUUCUUCCCCACUUUUAUUUGGUGUCAUGAAUAGAAACUUCCAGCUGUAACCAUGGAAGCUCAGUUUGGCCUGUUUUACUUUUUAGUCUCCACACCAUGGGCAGAACUGCUUUCCUUACUACUUCAUCUCACCCAGGUCCCGUUCCCAGGCAGUCAGGGGCCUGGGUUUGAAUAAUUGCAGGGCCAGCCUGCCAUGAUCUUUCUCACUUACUCCUCUCCCAUUCAGCAAUCAACCAGACUAAGGAGUUUUGAUCCCUAGUGAUUACAGCCCUGAAGAAAAUUAAAUCUGAAUUAAUUUUACAUGGCCUUCCUGAUCUUUCUGCUGUUCUUACCUUUUCGAAUGUAGUUGGGGGGUGGGGGGGCAGGUUAUGAUAUUUAAAGAGAAUAAACAUUUUGCACAUACAUGUAUUGUACAACAGUAAGAUCCUCUGUUAAAACCAGCUGUCCUUGUUCUCCAUCUCCAUUUCUUCCCAUGCUGUAACCCCAGGCUCCACCAGCUGUUCCCCAGUGACGUUACCUAGCUUCCCUCUACCGUUACCUACUGACCAUUUCCACUACACGCCUUUCCUACCUUCCCUUCACAACCAAUCAAGUGAAUACUUGAUUAUUAUCUCUUCCUUACUGUGCUUUAUCUUUUUUGUUUUGUUCUAAUUAAUGAAAAUAAAAGUUUCUAAAUUUACAUUUUUAUAGGGUAUUGUAAAUAAAAACAAAUUGUAUACUUAAAAA